AUGGCUAUGGCAUUGUUUUUGAGACGCUGCGGAAUCGAUUCGGAGAUUUUCGAACUCAGACAUGAGGAUUAUAACGAAGGAGACAAGAUUGCCUUGGCUCCGAACGCUCUUAGGGUUUUGGAUCAUCUUGGUUUAUAUGAGCAGAUACGGGAACAUAGUUUCAGCUAUGAAGAAGUUUACAUGCUAAGUGAUACAGGGCGGAUGCUUGGUUUUGUUUAUGGGGGGAACUUGGUAAGAUGGGGCUACAAAGCCUUGCGAAUAAAGAGAAAGAUCGUCAUUCAAGCUAUGAGGAAAGAAAUGCAGCGACAGGGGAUCGUCAUAACUUUCGGGAAGAAGGUCGUAGGCGCAGAGGAGAAUUCCGAACAGGGACUCGUUCAAGUACGAUUUGACGAUGGCGACGUUGUAAUUGGCAGCAUGGUGAUUGCUGCAGAUGGGAUGCACUCGGCUUUGCGAAACUACGUGGAUCCCAAGGCGAACAAACCUCAAUUCAUGGAUCAGGUUGGUGUCAUGGGUAAGGCAAACAGAGAGGAGCUUAGAGACCUGCAACAAUUCCCUUGUAUCGUCCUUGGACAAACUGGUGCUUUCGGGUUGCUGCCUUGUGACUUUCGAGGAAGCGAGGUAAGCUUCUUCGGCAAUGUCGAGAUGCCGGAGCGACAGCAGUGGGAUGCCCUAGCCAAGGACAAAUCAGCUUUACAUGACAUUCUGCUGAGUCACUUUGCAAGCCCUGAGACGUGGCCGAAAGAUAUCGAAGAAAUCUGCCGGAAUGCAAAACUGGAUGACCUCGGCUUUUGGCCUUUUUACACAGUUCCUAGCUUGGAAAAAUACCACAGUGCGAAUGGACUUGUUGUGCUAAUUGGUGAUGCAGCCCAUGGUCUACCACCCACAGGCGGACAAGGUGCGGCGCAGGCGUUAGAGGACGCUGAGACGUUAUCGUACACAUUGGCUGAAAUUCGCAACGCUGAAUUAGAGCGGUCUGGGGCUGACAAUGAUGAAGUUCUUCUCCGUAAAGCAUAUUUGGCUGCAUGGGGCACUCAUAGAACUCAAAGAGUUGCAAAGAUACUAGACGUGACAAAUAAGAGUGCGGCUUCGAGAAGAAGUUCAACAAGUUGGAUCGAGAAGGAGGUUAAAGAGUGGAUAAUUUGGGCAGCGCUGAAAUGGAUGGGACCUGACGCAGGUGCGGGAUGGCUUUUUGGCUAUGCUGCUGAGAGCGUGAAGUCCCAUUUUGUAAGCUUGUAA
Molecule: messenger RNA, 1236 nt
Organism: Verruconis gallopava
Lineage: Eukaryota; Fungi; Ascomycota; Dothideomycetes; Venturiales; Sympoventuriaceae
Exons: 1
Coding region: 1-1236 (411 amino acids)
Molecular function (GO): FAD binding; monooxygenase activity
Source: RefSeq, a predicted model, not a curated record